UCUUUCUGUCACGUCGCGCGUGUGGGACAUGAAUGUUUCUUGUGCUGUAGUUUUUCGAUAAAUUAACUGUGAUAUUGCCGUAGUUGACCCAUGUGAUCUUCACCAGUUUCAGUAGAAUAGUGUAUGAAAUAUUUGAAAAUAUAGUGUUAAAACAUUGGUUGGUCAGUGAACGGUGGUAAAGUUUUUAAAACAUUUGGGCACGAACGAAAUAUUAGAGCGAAUAUUAGAAUGUUGUAGAUUAUCGCUUCCCUUGGCAACUACUAAAUAGAUCAGUUUUUAAUCCUUGCCCACGUACUGUGACAAUGUCGUAUAAAUCCACGCUUGACGAGUUCUGCGGUUCGCCUUUUUGGGAUAGUAACCUAACAUGGCACACCGAAAAUCCGGACCUAACGCCAUGCUUCGAAAAAACCGUCCUGGUAUGGACGCCGUGCAUUUACCUCUGGGUAGCUUCCCUGCUCGAAGCCUAUUACAUCUUCAACAGCAAAGAGCGAAACAUCCCAUGGAACAUUCUGAAUAUCAGCAAAUUGAUUGUCACUUGCCUCUUAAUAGUAUUAAAAUUUGUAGAUUUAGGUGUAAGUGUCCAUAGAUCAUCACAACAAGAAGAGGAAGUGCCCAAUAAUGAUUAUUACUGCCCUAUCAUCAAAUUGCUGACAUUUGGUUUGUCAGCUACAUUAUUAUACUACAAUAGGAAAUAUGGUAUGAGAGCAUCAGGAGUACUCUUCUUCUUCUGGUUACUACUGGUGCUGGCGGGGCUGCCCCAGCUCAGAACAGAAAUAAGGGCCCACUAUAACACCGCUGAUGAUGAAAACGUCCAAUACUACUUCGUUAGCUACAUGAUAUAUUACCCACUUAUUUUCUUGAUGUUUUUACUCAAUUGUUUCGCCGACUUACCACCCAAAGAUACUCCGUACAAAUUCGAAAAGAAUCAAUGCCCAGAAAGCGCGUCAGGAUUCCCUAGCCGGCUGACAUUCAGUUGGUUCGAUCCUCUAGCACUCACAGGCUUCCGUAGGAGUCUCACUGAGAGUGACCUCUGGGCGCUGAAUCCUCCUGAUUCUUCUAAAGAAGUGGUUCCGAGAUUCGAAAAAUACUGGCAGAGGACAUUAAAGAAACGAGAAGUCACAAACAGUGCAAAAGCGACAUACAGUAAAACUUCAGCGAGUGUGAAUUUCAAGCCAGAGAGCGAACGGAAGCCUGCGUCGAUCCUGCCGGCGCUAUGCCUAGCCUUUGGUCCGCAGUUUUUCUUUGGAUCCGUGCUUAAACUCGCCAACGACAUUCUUAUGUUCCUCUCGCCACAACUACUCAAACUUCUAAUAAGUUUUACAGAAAGUAAAGAGCCGGUAUGGAAAGGCUACUUAUACGCGGUCGCGCUAUUGGCAUGUGCGACUGUACAGACCACGUUACUCGCGCACUACUUCACUCGAAUGUACCUUGUCGGCAUGAGGAUAAGGACCGCCCUCACCAGUGCCAUUUAUAGAAAGUCUUUGAGGAUGUCAAACUCUGCGAGAAAGGAAUCCACUGUCGGUGAAAUUGUUAAUUUGAUGUCUGUUGAUGCGCAAAGGUUUCUAGAACUAACAGCGUAUCUAAAUAUGAUAUGGUCAGCGCCGCUUCAAAUCGCACUUGCCCUAUUCUUCCUUUGGGGCAUCUUAGGGCCGUCCGUGCUAGCCGGCCUCGCCGUUAUGAUAGUGCUCAUCCCCGUAAACGGGUUGAUCGCCAAUAGAGUUAAAACAUUACAAAUCAGACAGAUGAAGUACAAAGACGAACGAGUCAAACUUAUGAAUGAGGUGCUUAAUGGAAUUAAAGUACUUAAAAUGUAUGCUUGGGAACCAAGCUUCGAGGACCAAAUACUUAAAAUAAGGAACAAAGAAAUGAAUGUUCUAAAACAAACUGCCUAUUUGAAUUCUGCUACUUCAUUUAUAUGGUCUUGUGCGCCGUUUUUGGUGACCUUCUUAACUUUCUUCACAUAUGUGAUAUCCGACCCCGACAACAAUAUACUGACAGCCGAAAAGAUUUUCGUGUCGAUGUCCCUGUUUUUCACAAUGCAUUUGCCACUAGGACUGCUGCCACUGAUAGUGGUGUCCGUUGUGGAGACCGCUGUUGGUAUUAAGAGAUUGAACAAAUUCAUGAACUGUGAUGAACUCAACGUAAACUCCGUAGAGCACGAUCCCAAAGAACCCAACCCUAUACUGAUCGAAAGCGGUCACUUCUCGUGGGGCGACGAGCCGGAGCCGACUCUGCGCAACAUCAACAUCAACAUAAAGAAGGGCUCGCUGGUGGCCGUGGUGGGCGCCGUCGGCUCGGGCAAGAGCUCGCUGCUCUCCGCGCUGCUGGGGGAGAUGAACAAGGUCUCCGGGCGCGUCAACACCACUGGAAGCGUUGCGUACGUUCCCCAACAAGCUUGGAUCCAGAACGCGACUUUGCAGGACAACAUUGUGUUCGGCAAGCAACUCGACAAAUACAAGUACAACAACGUGAUCAACGUGUGCGCACUCAAGCCUGAUUUCGACGUGCUGCCCGGUGGUGACCAGACUGAAAUCGGCGAAAAAGGCAUUAACCUGUCCGGAGGUCAGAAGCAGCGCGUGUCGCUGGCGCGAGCGGUGUACUUCGACGCGGACAAUUACUUCCUCGACGAUCCGCUCAGCGCCGUCGACUCGCACGUUGGGAAACACAUAUUCGACAAGGUCAUCGGUCCGAACGGUCUCUUAAAAAGCAAGACGAGAGUAUGGGUGACGCACAACGUGUCGUACUUGGCACAGACUGACCUUGUGUUAGUACUGAAAGAGGGCGAGAUCUCUGAAGCCGGCACGUACCAACAGUUGCUAGAAAAGAAGGGCGCCUUUGCUGAUUUCUUGAUUCACCAUCUGAGCGAUGCUGAAAGAACAUCACCUGAAGAAUUAAACGAAAUCAAGCAUGAUCUGGAAAGCAAACUGGGUUCGGAGUUCCAGAAUAAACUUCAACGCGCCCGCUCGCUAUCGGAAAGCGCUUCAGAGUCAGACCAACAGCAGUCCGCAGGAGAUCGCGCGAAUAGCGUGAAGAGACAACGGUCACAAAGCAGCGCAACGCCCGAGGAACUAAAAGCUAAAAACAAGCUUAUUGAAGCCGAAAAGGCAGAGACGGGAAGCGUGAAAUGGAGCGUAUACAAGCACUACCUUAUGUCGGUGGGCGUGCUGGCGUCUCUGGUGACUGUGCUCAUGAACCUGGUGCUGCAGGUGUUCCAGGUUGGAUCAAACUAUUGGCUCGCCGAGUGGUCCAAUGAUGAUCAAAUGAUGGUAAACGGGACUGUUAACACACAACGCCGUGAUCUCUAUCUCGGUGUAUAUGGAGGCCUCGGAGUCGGACAAGUGCUGUCGGUGUCGGUGUCAUCCCUGGCGCUGUACCUGGGGUCGCUGGCGGCUGCGCGCGCGUUGCACGCGGCGAUGCUUGGCAGCGUGCUGCGCGCGCCCUCCAUCGGCUUCUUCGACUGCACGCCCGUCGGCCGCGUGCUCAACCGCUUCAGCAAGGACGUGGACGUGCUCGACAAUGUGCUGCCCAUGACACUGCGUGGUUGGACCACCUGCUUCUUUGCGGUGCUGGGCACACUAUUCGUGAUCAGUUUGUCAACGCCGAUCUUCCUGGCGGUGAUACUUCCCAUCGGGGUGAUCUACUACAUCAUCCAGCGGUUCUACGUGGCCACUUCGAGGCAGCUUAAGCGACUUGAGUCCGUCUCUAGGUCGCCUAUCUACUCACACUUCGGCGAAAGUAUUACAGGCGCCAUGACUAUACGAGCUUAUGGAGUUACACAGAGGUUCGUUGAGGAAUCGGAGCGAGGUGUGGACCAUAACCAAUCGUGCUACUACCCGAGCUGCAUCGCGAACCGCUGGCUGGCAGUACGGCUGGAGAUGAUUGGCAACUUCAUCAUAUUUUUCGCCGCACUGUUCGCCGUACUCUCUCGCGAAGAUAUCAGUCCUGGUCUCGUAGGACUCUCUGUCAGCUACGCCUUGCAGAUAACACAAACCUUGAAUUGGCUGGUUCGAAUGACUUCCGAGGUUGAGACUAACAUCGUGGCAGUAGAAAGAAUAAAAGAAUACGCUGAAACUGAAAAGGAGGCGGAGUGGAACCUCCCCAACGGGCCGGGCUCCACGUGGCCCGAGACCGGCGCGCUGCAGCUGGAGCAGCUGACGCUGGGCUACCGCGCGGGCGAACCGGCGCUGCGCGGCGUCACCUGCAGCGUCGCGCCCAGGGAGAAGCUCGGCAUCGUCGGACGCACCGGCGCCGGCAAGUCCACCCUCACGCUGGGACUCUUCAGGAUAGUGGAGGCGAUGGGCGGUAAGAUCCUGAUCGACGGCAUCGACAUCUCGACUUUGGGGCUGCACCAGCUGCGGUCCCGCAUCACUAUAAUCCCGCAGGACCCCGUGCUCUUCUCAGGCACGCUGCGCACCAAUCUUGACCCCUUCGGUACUUACACUGAUGAGGAAAUCUGGAGGUCCCUAGAGCAUGCCCAUCUUAAGACCUUUGUGCAAGGUCUCCAAGCAGGCGUAAACCACGAGAUCUCGGAGGGCGGCGAGAAUCUGUCGGUGGGCCAGCGGCAGCUGGUGUGUCUAGCGCGCGCACUGCUGCGUAAGACGCCGCUGCUUGUCUUAGAUGAAGCCACCGCCGCUGUGGACUUGGAGACCGACGAGCUUAUACAGAAAACGAUCCGCUCCGAGUUCGCAUCUUGCACGGUGCUGACGAUCGCCCAUCGUCUUAACACAAUAAUGGACUCGACCCGCGUGAUGGUCCUCGACAAAGGUCAGCUCGUGGAGUUUGCGCCACCCGAGCAGCUACUGCAGGAUAAAAACUCUAUAUUUUACGGCAUGGCGCGCGACGCCGGACUCGCCAGCUAAGCCAUCACACCAUUAUAAGUAUAAAUAUUUCGAUCUUUAUUCCAUAACUUGAUCGCCGUAAGCUCAGCCUAUUCUAUGGAACACCAACAGCCGGAAUGUUGUUUUAUAACAACAUUCCGGCUUUAACUUUUCAAUAAAAACAUAAUUUGUCACAAUUUGACAUAGUGUAGAUAUACCCUGAUAGAUAAUACAAACGUUCGCUUUAUUUGAUAUUUUAGUUCGCUCUGGCGCUGAGAUUGUUUUCGUUGUACUGUUGGACGGAGCCAAAAGCUGAAUUUAUGGUGACCAAGUCAUGCUGUGACAUCUAAUAACAAUGUUACAAAUUGAAGUGAAAUUGUGUAUUAAUAAAUAUUUUUCCACGCAGUACGAGGCGCUUUCCGUCUUCACAUGGGAAAGAAUUUUUAUAGACCAUGUUUAUCACGUGACAGAUUGAGACGUGUCAUUAUUCAAAUUCCAAUCCAGUUUCUAAUAAUAAUUCUGUUUCCAAACCAAUCAGAUUUGAACUCGUAGAAAUAUUACAUAAAGUAGUUUCUACCUUGUUCCUAUAAUAAACUUAAACAUCACAGAAUUAGUUUUAAAAAUAUUUUUAAUCGGCUUAUGUUAUGAAAGAAUAGAUAGCA
Hyposmocoma kahamanoa is the source of this 5479-nucleotide messenger RNA. RefSeq names its product multidrug resistance-associated protein 1 (gene MRP). Gene Ontology annotation, cellular component: membrane. The record is from RefSeq and is a predicted model, not a curated record. Gene Ontology annotation, molecular function: ATP hydrolysis activity; ATP binding; ABC-type transporter activity. Gene Ontology annotation, biological process: transmembrane transport. Bases 303 to 4859 code for a protein of 1518 amino acids. The transcript is spliced from 26 exons. NCBI's taxonomy places the organism in Eukaryota, Metazoa, Arthropoda, Insecta, Lepidoptera, Cosmopterigidae.